UCAACCCAGCAUCCCCAAACCCACCACCAAACCUUCCUCACAAAAGAAAUCCUAACCCAGGACCACUACAGCUCCACUCACAGUUCUCACCUAGACUACCAACCCCAUCCGCCUGCUGGUCACAAAUUCUACAGCUCCACACACUCACAUAGCUCCAAGUACAAUUCUAAUGAAUGGGCAGAUUUCAUCAAUAGUAAGCACAGCUGCUAUUUUAUAUGCAGAAGAGAGGGAACCGGACCAGGGGGAAAUAAAAUUUUGAAAUAACGCCCAGAGGAUUGAAAAUGGAAGAUAUUGAUAUAAUGUUAAUAGGCAAAGACUGAAUAAGUUCAGAGAGUUUUUUAAGAAUAAGGUUAUUCAGAGUCAAGAGAAGUCUAAAAGAUUCACCAUAGCUAAGGUUUCUGGAAGAAAUAAGUUACCUCAGCUUAAUCAAUCUCAUGAGGAUUUUGAUGAUAAGCUCAAUGCUUAUAAGGACAAUACCUUAGCACAGAGGUUUGUAGAAUUUGAGAAAUCAAGGGAGCGAAGUUUCACCAAGCCGAAUAAGAGAUCUAAAAAAACUAGUGAUUCAUUGAGAUCAUUAAAAACAGUAACGAGGACACCUAAGAAUCCUCUUCCAUACCAGAAUAUUUAUCGCAAAACUCCAAAAUUACCUAAAAAUUGCCAAAAAUAUAUUCAGAAGGUAAAAGACCUUCAUUUUUAUCCAAAAUCGAAUCUGAAUAAUCAAAAUUCUCUACAAAAAACUUUGAAAAGUUCUAACAAUUUUGAAGAAAGUUCUUUGAAGACUUCAAAUAGCAGUAAAAACCUUAUUGUAACUCUUCAAAAUCCACCAUUGAGAAAUUCCAGGAACAAAGGAACUUCAAAAGUCCGAGCAGUCACUACUGGUGAUAACCAAAUGACAAAAGCACGGUGAAAUGAUGUACUUAAGCGGGUGUUUGAAUUCAGGAACACCCAACUAGCUCAGCUACAGCAUACUAGAGAUCUUGCAACAAACUCUAAAAAGACAUUUACGCAUAUAAAUAAUUCCAACCCUACAACUAAAACUUCAAUGAAUGCACAAAAGCAGCUAGAAGGCAAGGCUAGGAGCAUACCUCACUUAAAUAUCCAAAAGUUUAAAAGAGAUCAACAAAAGAAGAGAACUCCUGAUAUACACUCAAAACACAAAUUCAUCAUCAAACAAAAACCUCUUAAGAAUAAAACAUUUACCACCGAGAAGAGUGUAACAGGAUCUGGUGAGGUCCCGCACCCUGAAUCCAAGCCAACUCGGCUGAAAUCCCUUCCAGCAGUACCUGCAACUACGGUUAAGAAGCACCAAGAGAGUAAGAAGAACAGAAAGAAAUUUGAGAAGCUACUUAAGUUUAGCUUUAAUAGCAAGCUUAAGAACCUCCAAUCAGACCUGGCAUACUAUGAAAAGGACAUAUCGUCGAAGAAGAGGCUUAAAAAGUCAGUCCAGUUUCAACUCCCAUAA
This is a messenger RNA of Moneuplotes crassus, 1462 nucleotides long. Lineage: Eukaryota; Ciliophora; Spirotrichea; Euplotida; Euplotidae. The record is from the annotation of a GenBank genome assembly.